UAUGACCCGGUUACAAAUCUUUGUGUGCUUCGAACACUUUUGUAUAGUGGAAUACAGACUAGGCCUAAAUCCAUUGAUAAUAUGAGGGAAGCAGUAAGCGAACAGGCAGAGUUCCAAAACAUGUUCUUGAUACAAGGACAUACGAUUACACAGAAGAGAGUUUAAAUGAAAUCUGGAACAAAGCUGUGUCUAAUCGCAGAGCAUCCCAAGAAUACAAUAUUCCAAAAAAUAUAUCACACUUAAAAAACCAAAACAGAUUACAACAAAAGUGUGGGCCAAAAUGAAAAGGAGCAAAUAAUAAUUGUGGGCCAUAUUGUUGAAUUUUGUCUUAUAGGUCUCUAACUAUGAAUUUCCUGUGGAUUCUUUUGAUCUUGGAUGUGUUAAAAAAAUAUGCGAUAUGAAUCACCGUGAGGAAAAUGAACCACGUUUUUAACAAAAAUUUACCAGGAAGAGAUUGGGCAGAUUUAUUUAUGAAAAGACACAGAGAAAUUUUAACUCAGAGAACUGUAAAUAACAUUAGUUACUCUAGAGCAGCUAUUGAUGAAGAUGUUGUGAAUAUUUUUUGACAAUAAUUUUCAGGAGGAACUGAGUGGAAUUCCUGGCCCGUAUAUUUAGAACUACAACGACACAGAUCUUGUUGACGAUUCUGGAGUUGGGAAAAUUAUUACAAAGAGGGAAGUGAAGUACCCUGAGAGGAUUAAAAAUUCCUCUAAAGCAUGCACAUCAAUCAUGAUAGCCGGAGAUGCCGUGGGGGUUAUGGCCCCGUUCUAUGUAAACUACAAGUCUGAGAGAUUUGUAGUACCUAGACAGAAAACGACUCUCCUCUUGCACGGUAUAACAGGUCAAAAUCAGGUUGGUUCAAUGGCAAUACCUUUAAGGAUUGGUUCAAAUUACUUAUAUUGGACAUUCUGACACACCAAAAAGGAACGAAAGUUGUUAUAGGAGAUAAUCUUAGUAGUUACUUCAAUCUGGAGGUUCUGCAGCUCUGCGAAUAAAACAACAUAACAUUUAUAGCACGUCCGCCGAAUGCAAUUCACCUUUUGCAGCUACUUGACGUGGCGUACUUUCGCCCUAUGCAAGGAGCCUGGCGAAACGUCCGAUUUUAAUCUGUGCCAAAGUACGAAAAAAAACCUGUCCUUCAUUGCUAAAAAAAACUCUUGGACAGAAGGGCUCAGACAACUUAAUCACUGGGUUCCACUAAUUAGGAAUUUACCCAACUAGCAAAGCGCUGGUCUUGAAAAGGAUGCCCUCUGGAAGCCUGGUUGACAGCGUUUCUUCCAUCGUUGGAGAAAGUUUCUUUGAUUUCAUUUCAAAGAAGCGAGAUGCCGUAACUAAACCCCGUCUAAAGAUUAGGAAAAAGAAGUUAAAUGUCCCUACUGGUAAAAACAUUUCAGCAGAGGACAUUGAAGCUCAGACAACGUUAGCCUAGUACCAACUGAAAAUGAAUUGGGCCUAAUUAUCAGCCCGGCACUUCAAGAAUACAAAAGCUAUUGCAGGUAAAAGGUGGCGAAAACAACAAAAGACAAAGUAAAGGAAGUAUACUAAGAGUCGGUUAUCCGUACAGGAUUCCCCAGACUCUGAGAUCUUGAGUGAUCUUUAACCACAGCCUUCUCCACCUGUGUAAUCUGUGAAACUUUCAGAUUUUCUCAAUCGCCUAAAGAAGGGAGACUGUUUUAGUAUAAUAAAAAGGAGAAUUAUACCCCGGAAAAUCACUGAGAUAAACAACGAAGAUGCUUUGAUUAUCUCAAUAAGUCUGGGAUCGAUUAGAAAUAGCCAUCAAAAGCCGAUCAAAUAACGUACACAUUGAACACAAGAAAUAGUUCAGCAAAUAAACCCCCCGGAACAAGUUGGUUGUAGGGAGAUCUUUAAAGUAAAAAGACCUUGGGUAUUACUGAAAACUCUUUGAAUUAGACAUACAGUAAAUAAGUUAGGUAUGUAACUAUCCUACAUCUAUGCAAAGGUACAACAGAUAUGAAAAUAAUAUACCUAAUUUUAAGCUUGGCAAUGUUUAAUAACCUAAUUUUUAGUUUUGUAACGUUUUUUUAUCCUUAUUUGAAAUUUUGGAACAUUGUAUAUGUAAGUUAUUGGAUUUCCUAUCUACAACAUUUCUAUAAGUAAAUUUACAUUGGUGUUUGUAUCAGAAGUUCUAAAUAAAAUAAAGCAUUUGGCUAACAUUAGGACAUAUUUAAUUUUUCCUAUGUAUUCAAUGGGAAACAGUGCUGUAACAAAGUUAACCAACUUUUAUCUGUAGGGUAAAAUUGGAACAAAUUUGGAAGAGUGUGAUAAGGUAAUUUAAGAACAAAAUGCUACAAAUUCCAAAAAAAGAAAUACGAGAUUAUUAGUUAGCCUUGAUAUCAGGAAAUUAUUUUAACAGAUAUUGUAUUUAGUUGCAGAAAACUGUAAAAAAUCGUUCCAAAUCGUUCCUGUUUACGGAAUGUGUUUUUGACGUUGUAUUGAUAAUAAUUAAUUUAAUGUUCAUAUGUUCAGUCCUGAUAUAGGUAUAUGUAAUUUUUACAAGUCAUUGGCAACACUUCUAGCGGAUGGAGGAUAUCUGAGAUGCGUCAUCGUUAUCGUUAUCAACAUCAACCUCUUCCUUAGUUGAUUUCCUUCCCUUAUACUUGGUUGGAAGAACUGUUGAACAAAGAUAUUUUAUAUAAUCGUGUGUGUUGAUGUUAACAAUAAUUAUUGGUCCUAAGUUUACUUCAGAGUUUCUUGUAUUCUUCUAAAUAGAAGUUUAAUACUGAAAAUCUCUUGUAAAGACAAUGGAGAACUUGUCUACAGAGGAACUACAGAGCACAUUCCAGUCGUUAGUGGACAUCACUUUAUGUUCUAUCUGCCUGGAAACGGUGAGACCGGAGAUGGUGCAGUGUGUCAACGGCCACUUGAUUUGCUCUGACUGCAGAGGAGAACUGGAAACAUGCCCAACAUGCAGGGACACUUUCUCAAAUGAUAAGCCAUCAGGUAUCAUCACACAGAUUGUGGAGGCUUUGCCCCCUCGGUGUCAUCACAAGAACUGCGGACGCUACAUCAAUAGGAAUGACGACGACCAUCAAGUUUACUGUGGCUUCAGACUUACUCAGUGCAAGUUUGUCGACUGUGAGUGGAACGGCUGCAGCCAAGACAUACUACAACAUGUAAUUGAUGAACACAAUGAGAUGCUCUUCGAGAAAGAGUCUGAUGUUGUCACUUUGAAUGAUUUCAAUGUGGAUGAGAACAUUUCAGUUGUGUAUGCUUGGUACAUACAUAGCCAGUUUUUCUGGCAUGAAAUAGUGAACAAUGCAGAAAAGAAACAGUUGAUCCAUUCUUUUGUUUCGGUUCCAAUUAAGAAGCCUAAGAACAAGUUUUAUGUCAAAGCGGUUUCCACUUCAAAGGAUAUGAAAUUUAAAGUCAAAAUUAAACUGUCCCUAGAUCCGAAUGUUACAACUGAGGAUACUAAUUAUAUUUCAAUACCAAAAUUCAUGCUGCCUCAGUUUGUUGAUGAUGAAAGUAACCUGACUUCACAUAUUGCAUUUAAAACAGGUGAAAAUAGAAUAUAAUUUGUAUUGUUGCAUAAUCAGAUUAGAAUUACUUUUAUCCAGUAUAUCUCUUAUCAUUUAUAAGCCAAGCAGAUAUGUGCUAAAUUAAUUCUUAAAAAAGGGCAUUAACUUUAUUAGUAUCAUGGAAACAAGAACAACUCCUGAAAUAUUUCAAUAUAAUUGUUUAAAACUGUAUUUCUAAAUAACGUAAUUAAAAAAUAUGUAUUCUGUAAUAACAUUGGAUUCAUCAACAUAUAAAUAUUUUGCUUGUCAUGUUUUUACGUUUAUCUAUAUUGUUAUGUCAUUAUUGCUUUUAUGUAUCCCAUUACAUAUCAAUUUGAAUCAGAAUGUUCUAUAGGGUAUAUAUUUUAACUGGAAAUAUUUUGUGGUGAUAUAUACAGGAUAGGAUAGGAAUCCACCAAAGAGAAUCCUUUUUUAAAGAGAGAUAAAGCGAGCAAGAGAGAGAUUGAGAGAGAGAGAGAAUCAUCUUUAUUCCAUAAAUAUACAAUACUUUACAUGUAUAUGAAUAGCGUUAAUACUACUACUUUGAUUGCAUUCGAUUGACUCGAUUAUUUUCUGGCCUCAUCUACCAAUUCAUUGAUAGAGUAAAGUGCUUUGUUUGUAAGAUACAGUUUGUUCCCCAUAUAAUCAGUUUUCCGUUUCAUUAAAUAUCAAAUUGUGUUUGUCAAUUAUGAUUUGGCUAUGUGUAUUAUAGUCAUGCCGAGCUGUUGGAGAUUAAGCAGAAUUUAUUUUUACGAAUGUUAUUACUUCUGUCACAUAUACGCUAUAUAUGGUAGGGAUUUUAAGCUUAGAGAAUAAAUAUUUUGUUGAAUCAUGUCUCUGUAGAUUCAAUAUAACUCUAAUUGCUUUCUUUUAUUGUUUUAUUAUUUUUUUUUAUAAAGUUUGAUUUACUUGAAUUCAAUAAUAAAUUAUGACUAUUUAAGAAUUCUAUGAUAACUGCCAAGUCGAUAUAAGACUUGGCUCAAUGUCAUCUGCAGAUUUUCCCGUCACUAUCAUGUUAGUGUCAUCUGCAUAAAAAUAAAUUUUGCUUGGAGUGACAUGUUUUGUAAUUCCCCUCAGAUUACAAAUGAAAAGUAAGGGGCCCAAUAUUGAGCCUUGUGGGACCCCAUACCUUAUUGUUUGUUGACUUGAUACAGUUUUUCUUAUAUAAUUACAGCUUAAGUUAUUUUCUGUAAAUUGUGUUUCCACAUAUUUUUUUCUGCUAUUGAGAUAAGAGGUAAACAAACCUUCUUUUUUAUUUAUACCCAAUUCUUUCAGUUUAUCUAAUGACAAUUUGUGAGACACACUAUCAAAAGUAUAUGAUAGGUCAAGAAAAAUCCCUACCACUUUCUUUCCUGCAUCGCCUGAAUUGAUUGUUUUCAAUAAACUCAAUCCCAGCUGUAAUAUUGGAUUUGCCCAGCAAACACCCAUGUUGUUCUUCAUCUGCUAAUGUGUUGAACUCUAAAUAUUUUAGAAGUUGGUUGUAGAAAAUACUCUCAAAGAUUUUUGAAAAAGAAGACAGAAUCGACACUGGCCUGUAGCAGGAGUCAUCCCUUGUAUUACCUUUUUUAAAAAUUGGUAUAACUAUAGAAAUUUUUAGUUUUUAUGGUAAAUGACCUUAUAUAAGAGAAGAGUUUAUUAAGUGUGUUAAAGUCUUUUUGAGAAGUCUUACAGAAUUUUUUAACUUAUUCUCCUGGUCAAGACAUUUUUAUUUUUAGUAAAACUCCUUUUCUAAGCUAGACCUCAAUUUUUAGAGGAACACUAUAUUAUUUUUACAUAGUAUUUUCUGAUAGGUACAACAUUUUAUUCAUCCAUAUCUAAAAAGAAGUUUUUUAGAGAAAUAUUCAUUUCUAUAUUGUGAUUUUGUAAAUAUAGAUAUAACCAAACAUAUUAGUUUUUCUUUUAAUUCCUUAGAAUUAAGCCUUUCAUAAGCAUUUAAGUCCUUUGAAGCUAUAACAUUACUGCUGCUGCAUUCACUAUUUAUUUGUCCAAUUUUUAUACAUUAACUGGCUCCAUUUAAAUUUUUUUCAUGAUACAACAGUUUACAAACCUUCUCAUAUGCAUUAUUUCUAUACAUUUGUAGGACAACAUUUUUUCUGUUGAUUCUCUGUAUCCAUUUGUCCGAUUUUAUAUAGUGUUCAUAUAGGCCUUUUUACUUUUUUUAGAAAAACAUUUGUUUAUAAAUGUCCCCAUAUUCUAUUGGCUUCCUUUUAUCAGACUUACAGUUAUUACGUUUGUAUGACAAAACCCAUUUUGUUCUGGAUGGUUCUGGAAUACUUAAUAAUAACUAAAUAUGAAUAGUACAAUACCACUCUUAAUUAAUAUUUUUACCUUAGUUAAUUCAUUUGUCAAUAAAAAUUAUCAACAGCUGAGAAUUUCCAUAACAAAAGAGAAUUGUUUGGUUCAUACUUUGAUUUUUUGUCUCUAAUUUUUCACUGAGUCCAAGAUUUAUCCGGAUCAUUUUCUCUUUCUAGUAGACAUUUCACUUCUUAUUUGUGAACCAUUUCAAGCAUCGUGCAAUGGUAUUUUUUUAUAAAACCUAUGUCAAUUUUAAUUAAUACAUACUGAAUCAUGUUGCAUAUUGUUUGUUUUAACUAAAAAAUUAGUAUUUAAAAAAUCUGUAUAAAUAUAUGUAAUAUCUAUAAAAUUAAUAUAAAUAUGUUGAAGCAUACUAAAGUUACAAUUAAACAUAUGAACAUGUACAUCGAAUUGAAAAAAUGUUUAUAUGUCCAGCAGAUUUCAUCGUUAUCAUAUUGUGUUGUGUUCACAAAUAUUUAAGCACUGUUCAAAAAUAGAAUUUUAUUUCAAGACAAAAUUGCAGCCAACUAUAGAUUUUUAAAGAGAUACAUUCUUUAAUCAUGUUGAUAAAUUUAUAUUUGCAUUAUGACAUGCAAGAAUACAACAUACAAUGCAUGUUCAAUAGGCAGAUAACCUUUAAUUUUAAAAAUUAGGGGGUUUUUACUAGGUGUUUAUUACCAGUUAAUACCUGGGGGGUUAAACCAAUAAUUAAUAAAAUUACGAACAGUAAAACUGUACUUAUGCAGAGGACUAGACUAAUUUUCAUCGUCCAAGUAUUUUGAAGCUGUUUCUACUUUAUUUUAUACAUUGUCUGUAAAUUUAUGUUUUAAAUUUAUUUUAAUAUUUUAUUAUGUACUUUAUUUCAAUUACUUUUCAGUUUAUUUAUUUAAAUUUAUGCUUUACUUUUGUUGAAAGAUAUCUUUUAAUUAUUUUAUGUUACUAAAUGUAAUGGAUUAACCAGAAUAUUGGGUAUUUUUUAUUUUAAAUUACGUAGUUUUAUUUAGCCUUUAGUUGAGCCCAAAUAAUUUGACAGUUUAAAAAAAAGUCAUUAUUCCUUUUGUAAUAUUUUUAAUUACAUAUUUUAAAUAUAAGUAUUUUUUAAGUAAUUGUGGUAAGAUUUUGGUAAAUGUUUGUGUGACUAGAGUAUAAUACUUAGGCUAGUUCUAACUUUUGUAUUUUUGUACUUUGAAAAGUGAUUUUAAAAUGACAUUAAAAUUGUUUGACUGAA
Molecule: messenger RNA, 7041 nt
Organism: Homalodisca vitripennis (glassy-winged sharpshooter)
Lineage: Eukaryota; Metazoa; Arthropoda; Insecta; Hemiptera; Cicadellidae
Product: E3 ubiquitin-protein ligase Siah2-like
Exons: 4
Coding region: 2763-3536 (257 amino acids)
Biological process (GO): multicellular organism development; proteasome-mediated ubiquitin-dependent protein catabolic process
Cellular component (GO): cytoplasm
Molecular function (GO): ubiquitin conjugating enzyme binding; ubiquitin protein ligase activity
Source: RefSeq, a predicted model, not a curated record